This is a messenger RNA of Tachysurus vachellii, 2902 nucleotides long. It is a transcript of the gene immt, whose product is annotated as inner membrane protein, mitochondrial (mitofilin). Gene Ontology annotation, cellular component: MICOS complex. Gene Ontology annotation, biological process: cristae formation. NCBI's taxonomy places the organism in Eukaryota, Metazoa, Chordata, Actinopteri, Siluriformes, Bagridae. The transcript is spliced from 14 exons. Bases 131 to 2446 code for a protein of 771 amino acids. The record is from RefSeq and is a predicted model, not a curated record.
UCGGCGGAACAGGCGUGAUCUACAGUAGUGUGUGCGGUGAAAUUGCUAACUAGGUGUGAAGGCUUUUAUAAUGUUUUGCUGAACUGAAUCGUAAAUUUAUUUCUUGGAAACAAAUCGCGAAGCAGGAACGAUGCUGCGUGUCUGUUGGAAAGGUGCAAACACAGCUGCACGGAAAUGCCUGUGUGAAAAUGUGGCGGUCCCCCGGCAACAUUGCCGUCAUUACGCAUCAGCUGGACAUUCUGGGUCUUCUUCUGCAGGUAAGAUUGUUGCUGCCAGUCUCCUGACUGUGGGUGGAGGCCUGGGUGGUACGAUCCUGUACGCUAAAUGGGACCCAAAAUUCAGAACAAAUAUUGAAAAGAGUGUACCCUAUUCCGAGAUGCUGUUUGAGCUGAUGCUUGGUCCCCCUCCACCACCGGUCUCUUUCCCAAAGAAACCGGCAAAGUUUGAACCACUGCAGAUAUCAUCAGUGUCUGAAGCUACAAAAGACUCAAAACAGCCGAAAGUAAAAGGCAAAGCUAAGGAAAAGCAGCCCGAUUCAGCGCCUGUGGAACCCAUCACUGCUCAGACUGUAGAGGAGACAAAGUCAUUACAGACCCUGCAGGAGGCCUCAGCUGAGGCAGCCCAUAUAAUUUCAGCCAUCAGCGAAGUGCAGUCUGUUCCCGCACCAGGCACCAGUCUCGAGACAGCCGCUGUGCCCCCUACAUCAACUCCCUCUCCGACCAAGCCUGGGGCAGCUGAAGAAUGUCAUGAGUGUACUCACCAUGAACCAGUACUGAAAGAGCGACCCAUGGAGGAAGUGUCUGCACGCUUGGCUCAGCAAGACCAGGCUGAACAGGAUACUCUGUCUGCAUUAUCACUUGGACUGGAGGAAGCCUUGGGAGCCUCGGCCAAGCUUACCCUAUCUGCCAUUGGAGCCCAGGAAGCAGCGCUCCUCUCCAUCAACAGCCACACACACAGACUCCGAGAGGCAAUGGACUCCGAGGAUUCUCCAGAUAAGAAGUCAGCUCAGUGGAAAGAGCUGGAGGAUGCACUCAGUCAUCGCACCCAUGCCGUGGACCAGGCUGGAGAGGCACUUCUCCAAGCCAAGGAACAGCUUGAGAGGCUCAGAGGAACGAUCAACAGUGCUAAGGAAGCAAAGAUUGAUGCUGCCAGACCACAAAUUCUGGCUGCAGAAGAAAAUCUACACAGUAUGAUCGUGGAUCUGGACAAAGCCGUAACCAAAGUGCAGACAGCUCAGACUGAGGCAAAGAUUGUGUCUCAGUACAGUGAGCUGGUGAAGGAGGCCAAGGCUCAGUUCCAGAGAGAGCUCAGCAACAUUACACCUGAAGUCCAGGCAAACUGGAAGGGACUCACAGGAAAGCUGAGUGCUGAUGAUCUGAAUUCACUGAUUGCCCACGCGCACCGCCGCAUCGACCAGCUAAACCGUGAACUGGCUGAGCAGCGAGUGCGUGAGCAGAUCCGUAUCCAAACCGCACUGGACCAACAGAAACAUGAGCACCAGAGAUCUGUGGAACAGGCUGUGGUCACUGCACUGGAACACCACCAUGAGGAGAUGAGACUCGAGCAGGAGAAGAAAGUGCAGGAAGUGCGGGAGGUAAUGGAGGCAGAAAUGAGAACGCAGCUGCGAAGGCAGGCAGCCGCACACACUGACCACCUGCGCGAUGUUCUGAAAGUGCAGGAACAGGAGCUGCGUGAGGAGGCUCAGGAGUCUCUGAGCAAUAAGAUGAUUGAGCAGGAGAUGCACUACCGCCGUUUGGCCCAGGAGCAACUAGACUCCUUCACUCUGGAUAUGAACUCUGCCUAUGCCAGGCUCAAGGGCAUAGAGGAGGCCAUUGACAGUCAUGUAAUUGCUGAGGAGAAAGCAUGUAAAGCUCACCAGCUGUGGUUAUCUGUGGAGGCUCUAAAUUAUGCAAUGAAAACUGCGGAGGCAGAUUCACCCUCUGAACCUUUAGAGGGUGCUGUGCUCACCAUCAAAGAGAGUUGUGCACAAGAUGAGUUUGCCCAAGUCUUGGCUUCAGCCCUGCCCGAGGAGUCAAUAAAGCGUGGCAUUUACAGUGAGGCCUCACUGCGUGCUCGCUUUUAUGAAAUCCGUCGGCUAGUCCGACGCGUGGCGCUAAUAGACGAGACACGUAACAGUCUUUACCAGUACUUCCUGUCCUACUUGCAAUCCAUCCUGCUUUUUGAGAAGGAACAAGAAAUGCCACCCAGCAAGCUGGUACCAGAAAGCCUUGACCCUUUCAAGCUGCUCGCCUAUGCCACCUACAGUGUGGAGCGUGGUGACCUUGAGCUAGCUGCUAAGUUUGUCAACCAGCUGCAUGGUGAGGCAAGACGUGUGGCUCAGGACUGGCUCAGAGAAGCCCGGCUCACCCUAGAGACCAAACAGGUGGUCAAUUUGCUGUCGGCGUAUGCCAAUGCCGUAGGCUUGGGCACCACACAGGUUCCUUAAAUUAUACACAACAGAUAAGAGUUAAAGUUAAUGAGGACUGGCGUCCAUCUACUGCUAACAGCAAUCUACCCUCCUCAGAUUAAUUUAUACACCAGCCCAGGUUGGGUUGGUGAUAUUUGUUUUGGUUUUUUAUUGUUAAAAGCACUUUUGCAAUAAGGCUUUGUCCUGAAAUAAUAGUCUGUCACUCAACAUCUGUAUUCAUAAUCUUUCUAGUUACAUAACUACACAGCAACCUACACUUUAAGUUUUGAGUGUGUAGCAGACAGGUAGGCCAUCGGGUGAGGACCACGGUCUGAACCUUGUUUGUUCACAAGUCGGCAAUUGAAAGCUUAAGGUUCAGUAUCCUAAUUGAUGAUUAGUCAGGCUUUUGGAAAUGUUCAAAUCCAUUUGUGUCAUGCUAUGGAUAUGAAUCCGCCCCUCUAUACUGGAUGUUAAUAAAUCAAGGAUGUUGAUGUC